Molecule: messenger RNA, 1512 nt
Organism: Leptinotarsa decemlineata (Colorado potato beetle)
Lineage: Eukaryota; Metazoa; Arthropoda; Insecta; Coleoptera; Chrysomelidae
Product: pre-mRNA-splicing factor 38B
Source: RefSeq, a predicted model, not a curated record
CACUUGUCAGUUUAGUCCAGCAAAUGGCGUUAUGACAUAUGAGCUGAGUUCAAGUUUAUUAGAAUAAUUUUGAUUUCAAACAUUAACAUACAAUUGUAGUUUUCGUUCUGAUAAAUAUGGACUCCAAAACUGGGCAUAGUGAAGAUGAAAGUACCCAUACAAAAACAUCCAAACAAAGUAACAUCUUGCCACUUUGGGGCAAUGAAAGAACCAUGAAUUUGAAUCCUUUGAUAUUGACAAAUAUCCAGAGUUCUCAUUAUUUUAAGGUGAACCUUUAUGAAUUGAAAACUUACCAUGAAGUAAUAGAUGAAAUUUAUUACAAAGUCAGUCACUUGGAACCUUGGGAAAAAGGUUCGAGACGAACAUCCGGACAGACAGGAAUGUGUGGUGGUGUUAGAGGAGUAGGGGCUGGUGGAAUUGUCUCGACUGCUUAUUGCCUUUUGUAUAAACUUUUCACGUUGAAGCUCACCAGGAAACAGCUGAAUGGUCUCAUCAGUCAUUGCGACUCUCCAUUUAUCCGUGCCCUAGGUUUCAUGUACAUACGGUACACUUUUCCUCCCGCCAAUUUACUAGAAUGGUAUGAAGACUAUUUGGAGGACGAAGAGGAAUUAGACGUCAAAGCUGGCGGAGGCCAGACGAUGACAAUAGGAUUGAUGUUGAGACAGUGGUUGGUUAAGCUCGAGUGGUUUUCUACACUUUUCCCCAGGAUACCUGUUCCAAUUCAACAGAAAAUUCAAAAACAUUUAGAGAGUCGCUUUCCCCCUCAUGCAGUUCAGGCUGCAUCAGAACGGGCAAGACAAGACAGAAGCAACUACGAUCGAGACAACAGAGGGACCUCAAACAACAGAGACAGAGACCAAAGACCGCCUCGAGACGACCUAAGACGAGAUUUUCUCAGAGACGAUAACAGACGACUAGACAGAGAUCCUAGAUUCGAUAGGAGGGAUAGAGGUGGAGAUUUCGAAAGGCGAGACAGAGACAGGAAGCUGAAGGACCGCAGCCCUGUCAGACAGAGAAGUCCACCAAGACACAAGAGCUACAGUAGGGAUAGAAGCCCCCACAGGUCACACAGACACAGGGAUGAUGAGGGAAGGGGCAGGAGACAUUAUUGAGACCUGGAAGGUUUUGCAUGUUGGUCAAAUCCUCGAUAUUGUUAUGUUGUGAAGUGUCUUUUCACUUCAUUUAGAAAGAACUUGAGAAUAUUUAGAGAAUUGUAAAGCAAUUCUUUUUUGUAAUACUUGAUAAAGGGUUUUGACAAGGUUUUGUCAAUAGAAUAAGGUUUUUUUUUUAUUUCAAGACAGAGGAGCCCUCCGAAUAAUCAUAUUAUUGUACAGCUGUAAUUUCAAUACAAUUUUCAGAGAUAAUUCAAUCAAAUUUUGUGUUUAUAAGUAAUAUUACCUCAUAGCUUAAGAGCUUGUAAAUAAUAUUUAAACCAAAAGUUGGAGAUAGGAUAAUUUAGUUUAUUAAAUUGAUUUUUUUGUAUCUCGGUAAAAUUAAAGUUUGAGAAAAUAU